AUGGCUGUCACAACCAAAAGAUCAUCUCAACCACAACAUCCCCUAUCAACAAAUGAAUGCUCACCAUUACUAUCAACGAAGAAAUCAAACCAGACAAAUUAUUCUAGUAACAAUCGACAAAAUGAAAAAUCCAAUCUGAAAUCUAAGAAUAAAGUCGAGAGGAACCUUGGCACCUUCGAGGGAGUAUUUCUCCCUACUUCAUUGAAUGUUUUGUCCAUUUUGAUGUUCUUGAGAUUUGGUUUCAUCAUUGGCCAAAUGGGAAUUUUAGGUACUUUAUUUUUAUUAAUAUUGUCGUAUUCGAUAGAUAUAUUGACCACUUUGUCAAUCAGUGCAAUAUCCACAAAUGGAACUGUCAAAGGAGGUGGGGCUUACUAUAUGAUUUCAAGAUCAUUGGGACCAGAGUUUGGUGGGGCUAUAGGUAUAAUUUUUGUCAUUGGACAAAUUUUAAACUCAUCAUUGAACGUUGUUGGUUUUAUUGAACCUUUGUUGGUUAAUUUUGGUGUUGGAGGUGAUAUGACCAACCUUUUACCAGUGGGUUAUUUAUGGCUGGUUUUGUAUUCCACAAUAUUAUUGGCCCUUUGUACUGGUGUUGCCAUGGUUGGUUCACUGCUUGUUUCCAAAACUGCAUUUUUUCUUUUCGUUAUAUUGACCAUCAGUACAGUUUCAAUUCCAAUUUCUACCUUCUUUGUUAAACCAUACUACCCAUUAGCUCCUCCAUAUGAGAAUGUUCUCUACACUGGGUUAUCGUGGAAGACAUUUAUUGAUAAUUUAUACCCUCAUUUCACCAGUGGAGCCGCUGGUUCGGUCUUACCUAAAGGCCAAAAGGAAACAUUCCGUGAUCUUUUUGGUAUCUUUUUCCCGGCAACUGCAGGUAUUUUAGCUGGGGCAUCUAUGCUGGGUGAGUUAAAGACCCCUUCCAAAUCUAUUCCUCAAGGUACGUUGAGAGGGUUAUUGGUGACUUUUAUUUUAUACGUCAGUGUUAUUGUCUCCAUGGGUGCUGCUAUUCCUCGAGAACUUUUAUACGUCGACAUCAAAGUUAUUCAAACCGUGAAUUUAUCUGAUAUUAUUAUAAUUCUUGGUGAAUUUUCAACUUCAUUAUUUUCAGUAAUUAUGGGUAUUGUUGGUGCUGCAACUAUGAUUAAUGCUAUUGCUGAUGAUAAAAUCAUUCCAGGAUUAUCUAUUUUUACCACUAACAAGAAAUCAGCCAAGGGUAAAAAGAAAGCACAAAUUUAUAGUAUUAUUGCUACAUGGUUUAUUGCCCAAUUGUUUUUAUUUGCCGAUAUUAACCAAAUUGCUACAUUUAUUACCAUGGCGUUUUUGAUGACAUUUAUUGUUACCAACAUUGCUUGUUUUUUGUUAAAAGUUGGUUCUGCACCUAAUUUCAGACCAUCAUUCAAGUAUUUCAGCAGUAGAACUGCAUUCAUGGGCGCAUUUAUUUGUCUCGUUGCCAUGUUUAUCGUGGAUGGUCUUUCUGCUACUUUGGUUAUCUUCUGUUUAACAUUUUUGAUCUUGACCAUUCAUUACCUGACACCACCUUCUAAAUUUGGUGAUAUCUCACAAUUGUUAAUUUACCACCAAGUCAGAAAAUAUUUAUUACGAUUGAAAUUGGAAAUGAGCGUCAAAUAUUGGAGGCCACAGAUUUUAUUAUUAUGUGAUGACCCUAGAAGUUGUUGGAAUUUGAUUGGUUUCUGUAACCACUUGAAGAAAGGUGGGUUGUACGUUUUAGGUCAUGUUGUGUUGAUGAAUGAUGAUACAAAUCCAUCUUGCAACACUGACAAGAACUCGAGAAUCUUUUCUGCUGUGUCAUACCAAGAAGUUAGAAAACAAAAACAAGCUUGGAUUAAAUUGAGAGACAUGUCCAAGAUCAAAGCAUUUGUUCAAAUUGCAUUAGGUCCAACUUUACCCUGGGGUGUACGUAAUGUUUAUCUUGGAUCAGGUUUGGGUGGUAUGAAACCAAAUAUUACCGUUCUAGGAUUCUAUGAUUUCAAGAAGCAUGGCAUUUCACUUCCAAUGUUACCGGUCUACGGGAACAAACCGGAAUUAUUAGGUCAAUUGCCUACCGACAAGUUAAGAAAGGAACGUAAAGUGUCAAUAAAUCAAUGGGUACAAAUUGUUGAAGAUUUGAUUGUGUUACAAGCAACUGUUGCUGUUGCGGCUAAUUUUACACAGAUGGAAUUACCUAAAACUGAAGAAGGAAGUGGAUUAUUUAAAUUGAAAAAGCACUUCAAUGGGAAAGAUGAACCACAAAAAUUCAUUGACUUAUACCCAAUUCAAAUGUCUUCAGUUGCGCAAUUAGAGAAUGGUCAAUCUGUGUUAUCGACUAAUUUUGAUACUUGUACUUUGAUUUUGCAAUUGGGUUCAAUUUUGUCUACUGUUGACGAAUGGGAUCUUAAUAAUUAUAAAGUUAGAGUAAUUGUAUUUGUCGAGUAUGCACUGGAAGUUGAAGAUGAAAGGGAUAGAUUAAAUGCAUUGUUGUCAUCUUUGAGAAUUGAUGCAGUAAUUAAAGUUAUUUGUUUGGAAGAUGAAGGGUUAGAUUCUUAUAAUUACAUGGUUAAAGGUUAUUCCAAGUCUCAACUGAACAAAGUGCAAUAUGACAAAAUUGAUAAGACAUUAUCUGGAGAUCAAUGGUGGAAAAAUUUGACAAAAGCUAGGGAAGCCUUACGAGAAGUGGAAAAGCGACGCACAUUAAGUAAACAAAAACUGAAACUGAUUAUUCCAAGCAGAAGUCCAUCAAGAACAUCACUUGCUCCAGAGACAUUUUAUCCAUUGAAUUUGAAUCCAAGUAGUCCAACAAAUGUGCAGUUACAAGGUAUUAAAAAUAAUAGAAGAUAUACCAUGUCCAACUUACAGGAACAAGGUAUGUCAUUGUCAUUUAAUUUGCGUGCAGCACAAACAAAUAAUGACAAUUUGUUCUAUUCUGAUCCAGUUAGUGAUGAUAGUGACAGUGACUCGGAAGAUACAGGUACUUUGACAGCAUCAAGCAGUAACAGUAAUCUUGCUUCUGCUAGGAAUAGUUCUACUAAUCUUGCACUUUCUCAAUAUUCAAUGGAUAGGCAACCACCACAGAGCCAAGAAGGCCCAAGAUUCAAGAAAGCUUUCAGUGAACAGCUUCAGCGUACUGGAGUUCAAACACCAGAUCAAUUAUCCAUUAGAUCAUCUAUUUCCAACUUGCGACCAAAUUUUCUGUCAGUCAAAAUGCCAAAUGCGAAGGUGAAUGACGAUGCAGAAGAUGGUGACGAUCAAACGGAAGAUGAGGACGAAGAAGAGGAACAGAAAGAAGGAAGUGACAAGAUUUUGAAGGAUGACAAGAGAGUUACCAUGAAGGAUAGGCCAAAACAAUCAAUUCAGUUUGUAGAUGAAGAUGAAGAUGACGAAGAACAAGCACAUACCAAAGUCAUCACUACCACUCCAAUUGGUUCAAGGGAUAAAAGAGUUACAUCCAAAACUAGGAAUAUUAUUGUUAAUGAUGAUGAAAUUAUCCAACAUAUAACUACUCCACAAUUUUUGGCAGUUGAUGAGGAUGAAGACGAAGACGAUGCCAAUGUCCCUUCAAUGUCUUUAAAGGAUAGCAACAUGAAUAUUGCCUCUAAACCUUCAUCAUCUAGAGCUGAUUUCUACAAGAAUAGACCUACUCUUUCAAGAAACCAAAGUGCAACUGAAAAAACAAUUACUAAGAAACAACUUCAAGAAGAACUAAAAAAUUUAAGUUUUAAUGAUAUUCCAGCAAAGGGACAACAUUUAGUUUUGAAUGAAUUGAUGGCAAAGAUAUCACCAGCUAGUCAAACCCUGGUUAUUUUCAGCACUUUACCUGCACCUUCAAUUGGUACUCAUUUAGAUGAUAAUGAAUCAUUUGAUUACACAAACAAUCUAGCAAUUUGGUUAGAUGAUUUACCACCAGUUUUAUUAGUCAACUCACAAACUGUCACUGUAACAACUGCAUUGUAG
Molecule: messenger RNA, 3945 nt
Organism: Candida tropicalis MYA-3404
Lineage: Eukaryota; Fungi; Ascomycota; Pichiomycetes; Serinales; Debaryomycetaceae
Exons: 1
Coding region: 1-3945 (1314 amino acids)
Biological process (GO): chloride transmembrane transport; chloride ion homeostasis; potassium ion homeostasis
Cellular component (GO): membrane
Molecular function (GO): potassium:chloride symporter activity
Source: RefSeq, a predicted model, not a curated record